This is a messenger RNA of Dioszegia hungarica, 708 nucleotides long. RefSeq lists its product as uncharacterized. Bases 1 to 708 code for a protein of 235 amino acids. The transcript has a single exon. The record is from RefSeq and is a predicted model, not a curated record. Lineage: Eukaryota; Fungi; Basidiomycota; Tremellomycetes; Tremellales; Bulleribasidiaceae.
AUGUCCACCACUUUCUACUCUCCCUCGCGCCCCGCUCCCGCUCCACCUUGCUCCUCUCGGCCGUACAACGAGCUCCCUGCGGACCACCCUUUCCUCAACCCAUACACUCCCAGGCAGCUGCCUCGCUCUACCUCUUGCUCCAGCCUCGACUCGGUCUAUACCCAGUACACCAUUCAAACCCCGCCGAUCUUUGCCCCCCUUCACGUCAAACGGGCAUACACCACCUCUCCCGCAUCCGGCUACUACCCAGACUCCCUCUCUCGCAGCGCCCACUCUCCCUCGACAUGGGUAGCAUCUCCCACUCCUGUCCGCAGCACCCGUCUUGCCCACUCACACCACAUCCCGCGCCCCUCCAAGCCCUUCAAUCAAUCUCCCACCCGGUCCUUCAUCCCCCUCCCCACCGAGCUCUCCAUCCUGGACGCACGGCCUCGAGGCAAUCUCCUUGCCGACCUCGAGUUCAUCGCUGGCAAGAAACUCCACUUCCCCUUCCUCCAAUGGCGUAGGGCAUCUCAGGAGGAUAAGGAGGUCAAGAAGGCGGGCAAGAAGGAGAAGCGGGGCUCGGCGGGCGGGAAGAGCGAGAAGACCAGCAGCCCGGCGCGUUUGACCAAGGAGAGGCGGAAGAGCGAGGAGGAGGAGUAUCUUUUCGAGGUGGGGAUGAUGCGCAAGGGUCGGGCGGGGAGAGGGGUUAGGGAGGGGAACUGGGUUUGA